AUGUCCAAUCCUGACCCUUGGGGUAAUCAGAAUCGCCCGUUAGGUCAGAAUUUCAACCGCCAACACCCUCCCGUUUUACCUCCACCUGCUACUUUGGAGACCGGAGGUCAAAAGUUUUAUCCGCUACCAAGUUUACCAAGCUUAGGAAAUGGCCAACACAAUCAACUGGGCCAUAGCUUCAGUAUUCCCGCUUUAGGCUCUUCUGAUCAACAUCCCGAUCACAGACAACAUUCCACUAGUCUACCACCGGCAAUGGCUUUAGCUGAACAGGGCCAGCAUCAUAGUCCUCCACAUCACCAGCAGCAACUUGCGGGUCAACAUCAGCCUCAACCACAUGGACCUUCUCAGACCCCUAGUGCUGUGUCGUCUGCCGGUACGGUUCCAACCAUACAACUGACUCAAGCAAGUACUGGUCUGACCCAGCCACCUCAACAACCAUCCCUGCAGGCCCAACCGCCCCAACCUCAACCAGCUCAACAACCCCCAUCUCCAGGCCAAUCAGUUCAACAACAAAUAUCUCAAAACGUACCCAACAGAUCCACCACCACAAACGUGUAUCGUCCAUUGAAUGUAAAGGAUGCGUUAUCAUACUUGGAUCAAGUGAAGAUUCAAUUUUAUAAUCAAGCUGACGUCUACAACAACUUUUUGGAUAUCAUGAAGGACUUUAAGUCUCAAUCAAUUGAUACGCCUGGAGUUAUUGAUAGAGUAUCAACUUUGUUUAGAGGCCAUCCAAACUUAAUCCAGGGGUUCAACACUUUCUUGCCUCCUGGUUACCGAAUUGAGUGCUCAAUGGAUCCUUCGGACCCUAACCCAAUCAGAGUCACCACCCCUACCGGUACCACCACCACCACCAAAACUGAUUGGCAUAGUGAUGAGUUGGCUGCGUCGGAUCUUGUGACUCAACAAGGUCAACAACCGGGUCAACAACCCGAUGGUAAUAGUGAUCAAAUGAAUCAUGCAAUCACUUAUGUCAAUAAGAUUAAGACAAGAUUUGCCAACCAGCCAGACAUUUACAAGCAAUUUUUGGAGAUCUUACAGACAUACCAAAGGGAACAAAAACCAAUUGCCGAAGUUUAUGAACAAGUGACUGUAUUAUUCUCUAACUCUCCAGACUUGUUGGAUGAUUUCAAACAAUUUUUACCCGACACAAGCGCUCCUCAACCAGCUGCUUACAACUCGAUGUCCCAAUUACCUCCAGUGGGGAACUUUCAACCUCCCACUGGAAAUGGCCCUAGUCCUUCUAAUGGUCAAUUUGGUCACCACGUUCCAUACCCACCCCAACAGCAAUAUCCUCCUGCUUCUCAAUUCAAUCAGCACUUGAUACAGCAGCAACAACCUUCGCAACUUCAGCAACAGAAGUUUCCUGCUACUUCUUCUUUGGUUGAAGCUAGUGGUGUUGGAAUACUCAAUGGUGGUAUGAAUAACGAUAUGCUAACGAGAAAAAAGAAGUCCAUCAGUGAAGGCUAUGGUUAUGACAAGAACUAUAAUACUGAAGCCCAAUAUUCUUCUAUGAGAACUGAUAUACAACCAAAGAUAGAUUCUAAUACUCAAAUCUCAUCUAAAAAUGGAAUAACCACUGUUACUAAUCCAACAUUGGUACCCGGUGUUCCUGAACCAAUUCCUUCGAGCAAUAUCAACAGAACUUCUUCAUUACUGGAAGAAAUCAACUUUUUUGAUAAAGUAAAGAAGGCAAUUGGCAACAAGCAAACUUACAAUGACUUCUUGAAGAUCAUCAACUUAUACUCUCAAGAUAUCAUAGAUAAGGAAACUUUAAUUGACAGAGUUGAGUCCUUCAUCGGCGACUUAAACCCUGAAUUGGUUGACUGGUUCAAGAUGUUUGUUGGAUUUAAAGAACCUGAGCAUAUUGAAACCAUUAUGUUCAAAAAGCAUCAAUUGGAAUUAUCAUUCUGUAAAGCUUAUGGUCCAUCUUAUAGACAAUUACCAAAAGCUGAAACUUACAUGCCAUGCAGUGGUAGAGAUGAGAUGUGUUGGGAAGUCUUGAAUGAUGAGUGGGUAGGUCAUCCAACUUGGGCUUCUGAGGAUUCCGGGUUCAUUGCUCAUAGGAAGAAUCAGUACGAAGAAAUCUUGUUUAGAAUUGAAGAAGAAAGAUUAGAAUAUGACUACCACAUGGAAGCUAACUUAAGAACUAUUCAAACUUUGGAGACUAUUGCUAACAGAAUUGCCAAUAUGACCCCAGAGCAAAAGGCCAAUUUCAAGUUACCACCUGGUUUGGGUCACACGUCUGUUACCAUCUACAAAAAAGUGAUAAGAAAAAUCUAUGACAAGGAUAGAGGCUUCGAAGUGAUAGAUGCUUUACAUGAAAAUCCAGCAAUCGCAGUUCCAAUUGUUUUGAAGAGAUUGAAGCAAAAGGAUGAAGAAUGGAGAAGAGCUCAACGUGAAUGGAAUAAGGUGUGGAGAGAAAUGGAACAAAAGGUGUUUUAUAAGUCAUUAGAUCACUUAGGUUUGACUUUCAAACAAGCUGACAAGAAAUUGUUAACCACUAAGCAAUUGAUCAGUGAGAUAAGUACGGUUAAAGUUGAGCAACAAAACAAAAGAUUAUAUCCGUUAACACCAAAGCCCCAGGAACAGUUGAACUACAAAUUCAAUGACCUUGAAAUCUUGUACGAUAUCUUGAGAUUGAGCGAUAUCUUCAUUAAUAAGUCUUCCAACUACUCAUCCAAUGACAGAGAAAAGUUGGUCCAAUUCUUCCAGUUCUUUGUUUCUUUAUUCUUUUCUAUUCCUCACGAAGAAAUUGAAGCCAAGUUGAAUGAAAGAAAUUCAAAGGAAAUCAACUCAAACGCAACUUCUAAAGAAGAAGAGCCUUCGGAUGUCACUAACGAAACAUCUGAUGAAAUAUCUUCUCCUUCUAAGAAACGUCCAAGAGAAAAUGAUUUAUUAAAGGAUGUAUUGAAGAAGCAAAGCAAGUCGAAGAAGGACGAACCUGAAGCUUCUCCUCAAAACUCUGAAUCUGAGGAUCAAUUGGACGAGAUUGAAAAAGCUAGUGACUUGUGGAUUUCUACCACUGGCAGAAAGUUCUCGUUGAAAGAUAAUGAAGCUUCUUUAGAGAAGAGAGAUGUUUACAACUUGUUUUCAAAUACCACUAUCUAUGUCUUUUUCCGUCAUUUGACAACGUUGUAUCAAAGAUUGGAAGAAAUUAAGUUGAUGAAUGAAGUUAUCGCUAAAGAUGUCAAAUCCCGGACCACCCCUCAAUUUGCUAAAGACUUGAACUUAAUCGGUCACCAAUUGGAAGACAUGAAUGUUGAGAUCACUGGGGAUAAGAACUGUUACAAACAAGUCUUGUCUUUGACUGAGAGAUUGUUGGAGGGUGAGUUAGAACACCAAUGGUUUGAAGAGUCCAUUCGCCAAGCUUACAAGAACAGGGCAUACAAGAUUUAUACCAUUGACAAGGUUGUCCAAGCUAUGGUAAAACAUAUUCAUACCAUGACUUCUGAUUCCAAGACCUCCGAAAUGAUGGUUUUGUUUGAAGCGGAUAGGAAAAGUCCAAUCUCUACAACCAAGGAUCAAAUCUUGUACCGUAUGCAAGUCAGAAGUCAUAUGACCAAUGAUGAGAACAUGUUCAAGAUUGCCUAUAGAGAAACUGAUAGUACUGUAAACAUUCAGUUCGUUGGGCUCGAUGACUUGACCAUCAAUGACCAUAAGUCUGCUGAAGAACAUUAUAACUAUUACGUCACAAGUUAUGUUAUGUCACAUCCUACUGAGGGUGUUCCUGCUUCCAAGAUUCACAUGCCUUUCUCCAAAGACUUUAUUGAAAACAUCGAUGAAGAUCAAUGCAAUGGCUAUUCUGAUUCACAGUUGAAGGUGUCCAUCUGCCAGAAUUCAUACAGAUUAUUCUUUGAAGCUGAUACCCAUGAUGAAUUCACUACCAACUCGGUGUAUGAAAAACCCACGGAAGACAGUAAAACAAGGGAAGACAAGUUAUCGACGUUAAAGAAGCUCCUUGAGGAUGAAGAACUCGGAUGGAAGUCUACCUUGAGUCAGUCUCAAGCUGCUCAAGCAGACGUGUACGAAGAAAAGAUCAGAAACUUGUUCGAUGCCGGUAUCGAAGAAUACAAGAGUAUCAAAAUUGAAAUUGAAGAACCAGAAAAGGCUACUGAAGAUGUCGAAAUGCGUGAUGCUGCUGACGAUAAUAACGGAACUGUAGGAUCCAAACAGAAAAAGAACUCUAAGUCUGAGUCUGCAAAGCACCCAGAUAUGACUAUUGAUGAUAGUACCAUGGUUCAAGCUAACGACACAACUAUUCAACAAGAUGGUAAUGACACCACUGCUGAUGACAAUACCGUCAAUGAGUCAAUUGUUGGUAUUGUCGCUACUGCUCCAAGUACGGCAGAAAAUCACGAAGGAAAAUGA
Yamadazyma tenuis ATCC 10573 is the source of this 4368-nucleotide messenger RNA. Lineage: Eukaryota; Fungi; Ascomycota; Pichiomycetes; Serinales; Debaryomycetaceae. The record is from RefSeq and is a predicted model, not a curated record.